GUACAGGGACAUAACCAACUGUUUAAUACGUUAUUAUGACUCGUGGGAUGCGCUAGGAGAUCAAUGCGAUUAUUGUGGCCAACUUCUUAACUCUGUAGAACUUAUAAAUCCACAAUGUAAAACAGAUAAUAGUACACCUAUUACAAGAAAAUCGAAUCACAUGUUUUUAGAUUUAUCCAAAUUACAACCAAAAGUUGAAAAUUGGAUAGAAAAGACUAGUAUUGAGGAAAAUGUUCCUUUCCAUACUAUUAUGUUUCCUUGUUCAUUAUUGGGUAUUGACGAAGAAUGGACUCUGUUGCAUCAUAUAAGAACGGCUGAGUAUCUUAAUUAUGAAAAUACGAAGUUUUCCAAAUCUCGCAAUGUUGGAGUAUUUGGUGACGAUGCAAAGGAUAUCGGAAUACCUUCCACAUAUGCAUCCGUCACUGAGUCCAUUGUCCGUCAAUUAAAUGCACCACUGAGGAAUAUUCCUGAUUCGUUUACAAUGGAUAUUGAAGCUGACCACCAAAUCGGCAAAGCCGAAUAUCUUUUCAAGAGGAUUGAUGAAAAAAUGGCAGAAGGAUUUAGUAAAAAAUUUGCUGGUGAAUCUAGGGACGACAAAAAAACAACAAAAAGUGUCUAA
This is a messenger RNA of Cetraspora pellucida, 619 nucleotides long. The record is from the annotation of a GenBank genome assembly. Lineage: Eukaryota; Fungi; Glomeromycota; Glomeromycetes; Diversisporales; Gigasporaceae.